AUCUAAGUUAACGCAAUUGACCCUUUCACGUAUCUUUCAUUCGCGAUUCAUCCCGAUCCCUCUUGAUUCGAACAGUUUUAGGUUAAUUGAUCGAUCUUUUACUCGUUUCUGUCUCUUGAAGCUGAUUCUGGUUCAUUCCAUAUCGUUUCGUUAGCGAUCUAAAUUACACCUCUCAACACAAAUCUAUGUUUAUACUAUUUAGGGAUUUGAAGAAAGUACUCGAAGAUGGAGGAGUAUUUGCAGUAUAUGAAGACCCUGCGCUCUCAAAUGAACGAUGUGGAGGAUCAAGCAGCGAAGAUCUCAGUUGAAGAGCAGAUGCAGAUCACCACCAUUCAAACCAUGGAAAAAGAUCUCGAAUCCGCAAAAUCUGAAACAAAGCAACUCAGAGAAGACGGUGAUCGAAUGAUAAAGGUGAAAGGCCAAGUAUGCUCUCAGAUUUUGGACAAACAGAGAAAGAUGGCCUGUUUGGAGUUUGAUUCAUCUACACUUUCUCAGACAUUGGAGCUAAUGCAACAAGAAAGAGUCGGCUUGUCUGUCAACCUUACUCAGAAGAGCACUUACUAUGCCAGGGUUGCAGAGGAUAUCAACACAAGAUUACAGCAACAACAGGAGUGGUUCACUUCUAACAUGAUUGGUAGAGCAACAGGAGAGCAUGGAACGGUUAGGUCUGAUAAGCAAACAGCAAAGGUUGAAGGGAAAUCUGGAACUGGAAACAGCCUCGUCAUGGAUGAGAAUGGCAAUGAUGCAAGGAAGAACUUAACGGCCCAGUUCGACUCUGCCCAAGCCAAGCUUGAUGAAAUUGUGCAGAUGAAAUCCAAACUUGUUAUGGAGAACAUCAAGCUGAAGCAGUCUAUUGACAAAGCGAGGCGUAGAAUGAAGGAUUUGAAGCCUGAGCUGUUGGCUAUGGACAUAAAGACCAUUGAAGAUGAACAUAAAGCCCUUUUAUCUGACAAAUCAGGAGAAACCGAGUAUUUGCAGUCCUUGCAGGACCAAAUUGAGAAGCUAAAGGUAAAUGUGGUUAGUCUCUUGCUUUUUAUAUAUUGGACCUUUUUAUGCUUUGAUGACAUGGUCUUUGCAGUUGCUAAAGCUUAAUUCACCAAUGAAAAAAUCUAAUUGUGUGCCUUUUGCUCAAGAAACCAAGGUUUGAAUUGCAUUUCAAUUCAAAUGGUGCAAGAUGCUGACUAUGUUUUAUGCUGUUCAUCUACAAAAAUAGUUGACUGCCUCGAUUGAAUUUGCCUUUCCUUUAAAAUUGUCUGUUUCAACUCAUGGCUUAUGCUUUCUACAGGGAAUUGAUCACAUAAUCAAAUGUGCAUGUGGACAGGAAUAUAAGGUUGGGGCAAAUUUUGCAGCAUGAUGAAACAUUAUACAUGUACGAAAACGUUGGACGACUUGAAAGGUAUGUUUUGUGCAGGUAAGAAUGCAACCUUGUGAAAACUCGAUUUUCAGAAUUAAAAAAUGAAAUAUGAAUAGAUGAUGUGUUGCUGAGAGUAAAUAAUUUAGAUGGUGUCUAUGAGAACACUAACGGACCAGAAUAUGCACUCAAAAAAGAGGGGUACAUAUUUCUUGCUGCUGCAUACUGGAGGGAAGGAAAACAUGCACAAAAGAAAGUAUAUAUAGGUAAUACGAAUGCUUUUGUACCUGAUGGUCACAAUUGUAUGCAUGUCUACGUAGAUGUGAAGUGGAUGCUAUUUCAUGUGUGGAUGCCUUUUUCUGUCAUUUGGAUACCAAACCAAAAAUCACCAUCCUUUUCUUUUCUAUUACUGUGCACAUUAAAUAAUAUCAUCUCUUCUGCUAAUUAUGAUA
This is a messenger RNA of Tripterygium wilfordii, 1803 nucleotides long. RefSeq lists its product as uncharacterized. The transcript has 11 exons. Lineage: Eukaryota; Viridiplantae; Streptophyta; Magnoliopsida; Celastrales; Celastraceae. The coding region runs from base 226 to 1092 and encodes 288 amino acids. The record is from RefSeq and is a predicted model, not a curated record.